AUGUAUCUCAAGAGCGCCAUCCUUGUGACGCUUCAUAUUGCCUUCGCGGCUGCCGAUGAGAUCCAUCUCGUCAAUUGCCAGAACACUUCGCCUCGGCUUCCUCCCGAUGAAUACACUGUCAUGGCAUAUUAUGCCUCGAGCGGAGACUUGAAUUCUCCGCCUUCCUCGAAUAAUCUUUGCUUCCCGGUCUCCUCCGGGACAGUUCAGUGGGAAAGAAGCGAUGGCGUGUCGUGCACCUUCCCCACAGGCGUGACCUUCCACGAGACCUUAAACGCCAACGCUCCCAGCGCCCCCAAUUUCUCGGCUGUUGGGUCUGGCUCAAACGGAUUCAACUCGUACACUUGUUACAAGGACAAUGGACACCAGCUGUAUGUGGAUAGAGACGCGAAGGUCUGUUUCAGCAGGUACUACUGUCUUUCGAAUUAG
Chaetomium strumarium is the source of this 426-nucleotide messenger RNA. RefSeq lists its product as uncharacterized. The transcript has 3 exons. Bases 1 to 426 code for a protein of 141 amino acids. The record is from RefSeq and is a predicted model, not a curated record. NCBI's taxonomy places the organism in Eukaryota, Fungi, Ascomycota, Sordariomycetes, Sordariales, Chaetomiaceae.